Molecule: messenger RNA, 1812 nt
Organism: Chenopodium quinoa (quinoa)
Lineage: Eukaryota; Viridiplantae; Streptophyta; Magnoliopsida; Caryophyllales; Amaranthaceae
Product: COBRA-like protein 4
Exons: 6
Coding region: 18-1508 (496 amino acids)
Biological process (GO): cellulose microfibril organization; plant-type cell wall cellulose biosynthetic process
Cellular component (GO): plasma membrane
Source: RefSeq, a predicted model, not a curated record
AAAAUGGAACAUGAAAUAUGAAAUAUCUCAUGACACACCUAACAAUCCCAGGUGAACCAAUUCCAUAUAUUAUCUCAUCUUUAUCUGUUUUUUCACAAGUAUUCCUCAGUGUUUCUGCUAAAAAAAAGAACAUGGGGUGUAAAACAUGUGUACCUUUGAUCCAAAAACACGUUGCGAAAGAAAGGUAUUUAGUUGCACAAGCUGAACUGAAGUUCGCGCUCUAUGUUGCACUUGCUGUUCUCAUGCUUUCCUGUCAAGCAGAGGCAUAUGAUCCAUUAGAUCCAAAUGGUAACAUAACAGUCAAAUGGGAUGUAAUGUCUUGGGCUCCAGAUGGUUAUGUGGCAGUGGUCACGAUAAACAACUUCCAAAUGUAUCGGCAAAUAAUGAGCCCUGGGUGGACAAUAGGAUGGAUGUGGGCGAAGAAAGAAGUGAUAUGGUCAAUGGUGGGAGCACAGACUACUGAACAAGGGGACUGCUCCAAGUUUAAGGGCAACGUGCCUCACUGCUGUAAGAAGGUCCCGACAGUGGUGGACUUGCUUCCAGGAGUACCCUAUAACCAGCAGAUUGCAAACUGUUGCAAGGGUGGAGUAGUUGCAGCAUGGGGACAGGACCCUACUGCCGCGAUCUCUGCCUUCCAAGUCAGUGUUGGGCAGGCUGGCACAUCAAACAAGACUGUGAAGCUCCCUCAGAAUUUUACAUUGCUAGGACCUGGUCUUGGCUAUACUUGUGGCCCAGCAAAAAUUGUGCCUUCCACAGUUUUCCUCACCUCUGAUCGCCGAAGGAAAACUCAAGCGCUCAUGACAUGGAAUGUAACAUGCACUUAUUCGCAGUUUCUGGCUUCAAAGAACCCAUCAUGUUGUGUAUCCUUCUCUUCUUUCUACAAUGACACAAUCGUUCCUUGUCCAUCUUGUUCUUGUGGUUGCCACAACAAAGGUAGCUGUAUCAGGAUGAACUCAAAGAAAUCACACUCAAGAGGAAUAAACACUCCAAGGAAGGAUAACGCGCCUCUUCUACAAUGCACACAUCAUAUGUGCCCUAUUCGAGUCCACUGGCAUGUCAAGAUCAAUUAUAAGGAUUACUGGCGUGCCAAGAUAUCAGUAACUAAUUUCAAUUAUCGGAUGAACUAUACUCAGUGGACAUUGGUGGUUCAACAUCCCAAUCUUAACAAUGUCACCCAAGUUUUCAGCUUUGACUACAAGCCUGUAGUACCGUAUCAUUCAGUUAAUGAUACUGGUAUGUUCUAUGGUACGAAGUUUUAUAAUGAUCUUUUAAUGGAAGCUGGACCUGAUGGGAAUGUGCAGUCUGAAGUACUUCUACAGAAAGACAAAAGCACAUUCACCUUCAGACAAGGAUGGGCAUUUCCUAGGAAAGUUUACUUCAAUGGAGAUGAAUGCAGACUUCCACCACCAGAUGCAUAUCCUUCACUACCAAGCUCGGCCAGUAUGAUUUCCUUCGCUUACUUAAUGGUAGCCGGUACAUACACAUUAAUGGUUCUUCUUAUAUAUUAGGUAAUGCUCUUUCACCAACACGUUGCUUGUGAAUUUUUGAGUAAGUGUGCAUUAAGCUAGACUUCUGCCUUGAUUUAAAAGAGUUAUACAAUUGUACUGCGUAUUUUUAGAUCGAAUUUGAAUACAAAUCAUCCUGCAAUAUUUCUGAAGGAUGAACUUUGUGAAUUUCAUCAAAUAUUGAAUGCACCACAGCAAAUACAACAAGCAACUCUAUAUAACACUUGCAUUUCCAUGGCCAGAGUUUUUACAAGUUACAACGACUGAAAUACACGUCUCAAUAAAUACUCUAUGAAGAAUAAUAAAA